Molecule: messenger RNA, 5484 nt
Organism: Dioscorea cayenensis subsp. rotundata (Guinea yam)
Lineage: Eukaryota; Viridiplantae; Streptophyta; Magnoliopsida; Dioscoreales; Dioscoreaceae
Exons: 7
Coding region: 75-4598 (1507 amino acids)
Biological process (GO): regulation of gene expression
Cellular component (GO): peroxisome
Molecular function (GO): RNA nuclease activity
Source: RefSeq, a predicted model, not a curated record
AUUAGAGUUACCAACUGGCGAAGACUUGAGAGGAGAGUGAGGUCUUCGAGGCGGAGGAGGAGGAGGAGGAGGAGAUGGCGGAUGGGCAGUAUGUGGAGGCGAAGACGUCGGUGUGGUGGGACAUCGAGAACUGUCAGGUUCCCAGAGGAUGCGAUCCUCACCUCAUCGCUCAGAAUAUAAGAUCGGGGUUGGCGGAGAUGGACUACAAGGGCGCUGUUUCCAUCUGGGCUUAUGGAGACACCGGUAACAUCCCUAAUACUAUUCAGCAAGCCCUUUCCAGCACUGGCGUCUCGCUCAAUCACGUCCCUGCUGGUGUGAAGGAUGCAAGUGAUAAGAAAAUUCUAGUUGAUAUGUUAUUCUGGGCAGUAGAUAAUCCUCCUCCUGCUAAUUUUUUGCUUAUUUCCGGUGAUCGGGACUUCUCGAAUGCACUUCAUCAACUCCGAAUGAGGCGAUACAAUGUAUUACUAGCACAACCAACUAAUGUUUCCCAAGCACUCGUUGCUGCUGCUAAGACUGUUUGGCUUUGGACGAGUCUUGUGUCAGGAGGCGGACCGAUAUCAGUGCCAGUGCCUUCUCACAUUGCUGAUGGUGCUAGUGAUGAUACAUCAUCAGGCGAUGAUGAUACGAAUCCCCGAAACACCUUUACUCCAGGGCAUGGUAGCAGAAGAACAAGAGCUUCCAAGCUGCAUAGUAGUAGUAGCAGAAGACCCAUUAUCAUUAUCUGUGGAAGAGCUAAGAAUCAGCAUGGUACUAGCAGUGGAAAACCUGCUGUGAAUGGAAGAGCUGCUAAUGGGCAUGGUAGCAGUAAAACAGCUGAUAAUCUGCAAAAAGAUAAACAGAAUCAGAAGAAUCCAAAGCAAGCACAUUCCUCUAAUAGUGGGCAUGGUGGCAAUGCAAAAGCUGGUAAUGGGAAUGGUAGCAGUGCCAAAGCUAAUAGUGGGAAUGGUAGCAGUGCCAAAGCUAAUAGUGGGAAUGGUAGCAGUGGAACGGCUGCUAAUAAACAGAGUCAGAAGAAACCAAAGCAACCACAUUCCUCUGAUAACUCAUCUCCGGGAAGUCGAAAAGGGUGUGCUCCUAGUGGAAAGCCUGAUAGCCAGUGUAAACAAAGUCAGAAGAAACCAAAGCAACCACAUUCCUCUGAUAGCUCAAUUCCGGGGAGUCGAAAAGGGUGUGCUGCUAAUGCAAAGCCAGAUAACCAGUGUAAAGCUAAGCAGGGUCCGAAAAAUCCGAAGCAAAAGUCCAAAUGUUUGUUAAUGCGUAAAUUCGGCGAUGAUUUACCGGCAAACGAUGAAAGGGUGCUUGAUUCUGUCUCUGUUGAUUUGCAAAAGAGAACUUCGGCAUUGAAGGAUAUUGGAGUAGCCAAAGACAGAAAUGAUACAACCAGUGGUUGCAGAUAUCACCCAAAAAAACCCAUUGAAUUUGCUGGAUAUGAAAGGCUCAUCGGACCAGAGAUUACCAACGAAGACUCUACAGUAGACUCGCAUUUUCAAGCUUCGAUCGGCGAAGCCAGACAGCCGGUGACGGAGGAGAUGGCCGAUGGAAAGUAUGCGGAGGCGAAGACGUCGGUGUGGUGGGACAUCGAGAACUGUCAGGUGCCCAAGGGAUGCGAUCCUCACCUCAUCGCUCAGAACAUUAGAUCGGCCUUGGCGGACAUGGAAUACAAGGGCGCUGUGGCGAUUUGGGCUUACGGAGAUACCAGUAACAUCCCUGCUGCUAUCCAGCAAGCCCUCUCUAGCACUGGCGUCUCCCUCAAUCACGUCCCUGCUGGCGUGAAGGAUGCUAGUGAUAAGAAAAUUCUUGUAGACAUGUUAUUCUGGGCAGUAGAUAAUCCACCUCCUGCAAACUUUUUGCUUAUUUCUGGUGAUCGGGACUUUUCAAAUGCACUUCAUCAACUUCGCAUGAGGAGAUAUAAUGUAUUACUAGCACAGCCGGCUAAUGUCUCCCCAGCACUUGUUGCAGCUGCUAAAACUGUUUGGCUUUGGACGAGUCUUGUGUCAGGGGGGCCGCCAUUACCAGUAACUUCUCAUCUGUUUAUUGAUGCUAGUGCCAAUGCAUCAAGCACUGCUACGACCCAAAAAAGUAUUUCGGAAUCUGCAGAGACAAGUAAAUCCAUGGAUUCUUCUUUUGAAAGCUCAUGUCUGGGAAAUAAAAAAGGAUAUGGUGGUAAUGGUGGAAGGUGUGAUAAUCGAUAUAAAGCCAAACAAGUGGUAAAAAAUCUAAAACAACCAAAUUCAAGCACACCGAAAACCAUGAGCAAUGAAUUCAAAUUCAGAUCAUUUCCUGGAAAACAAUGGCAUACUCCUGAAAUUUAUGGUAAUUUUAAUCCUAAUGUUAUUCAAGGUUUGCAACAAAUGGAUCAAGUUACUGCACCAGCCAUGUCAAGUUCUGACAGUAUUUGCUUUAAUGUAUCCAGCACUGAGACAAUACAAAACCCUUCUCCAUAUUCUGUGCAGACAACUAAUUUCAUGAGUGGUGCUUCUGAUGGUCCACUCAUGGGAAGUCAAAAAGGGUAUGGACCGUAUGGUGGUAAUCGAAGAGCUGAUAAUUGGCACCAAGGCAAACAGGCUUGGAAAAAUCCUAAACAACCAAAUUCAUGUUUACCAAGAACUACAAUCCAUGAAUUCAGACCACUCUCUGGAAUUGAAGGUCACAUCAGGGAGACUUCUUGUAAUUUUAAUUCCAAUGGGAAGCUAGGUUUAAAUCAAGUUAUGGCAUCAGUCAUAUCAGGUUCUGACAGUGUUGGCUUGAAUGCAUCAGACACUGAUACAAUAAAAAACCCCACUCCAGGUACUAUGCAGACAAAUAAACAUGCAGAUGAUUCUUCUGAUUGCUCAUCCCUGGGAAAUCAUAAAGUGCAUGGUAGCAGUGGAAGAGCUGAUAAUUGGCAAAAAGGUAAACAGAGUUGGAAGAAUACAAAGCAACCACAUUCAAACAUACCAAGAAAUACAAGCACUGAACCCAAACUAGUCUCCGGAAAUCAAGGUUAUGUUGGUGAAACUCAUAAUUUUAAUCCAAAUAUGAAUCAAGAUUGGCAACAAAUAAAUCAAGUUUCUGCACCAGCUGUGUCAGGUUCUGACAGUUCUAACUUUAGUGCAUCAGGUCCUAAUAGUAUGAAAAACUAUAUUUCAGAUUCUCUGCAGUCUGCUAUUCCUGUGGAUACUUCCUCUGAUAGCUCAUUUCCGGGGAGUCGAAAUGGUUCUGCUACUUGUGGAAAGGCUGAUAACUGGUAUAAAGGUAAGAAGGCUUGGAAAAAUCCAAAGCUACCAAAUUCAAGCUUACCAAGAACUACAAGUGAUGAAUUUGGAAAAUUAUCAGGAAAUCAAGGCCGUGUAGAUGGAACCUCUAGUAACUUUAAUCAGAAUGUUAAGCAAAGUUUACAACAAGGGAAUCUGGUUUCUGCACCAGAUAUGCCAGGUUCAAAUUGUGGUCACUGGAAUGUUACUAUCACGAGCUCUUCCGUCUCUCAAUCAUCUUCUCAGAAAAGUCUCACCCAAUGUGCUUGCUCUCAACAAUCAGAAGAGAAUCACAUUAAGGAAGCUCCAUAUGAAUUUCAUGGUUCUAUGUCAUGCGGUGUGUCUAGUGAACCUAUUCCUGGCUGCAGUUUACCGAGCUCUGAUUUCCUUAGUACUAACAAGAGCAACUUACCAAACAAUCCCCCUACACAGCCUUUUUAUCCAAUGCCAAGACCACAUGAUCUAGUGUCACCUGAAGCAAAUUUUGCUCCUGGGAAUUUGCCUGCUCCAAGCACACUCCACCUCAGCCAUUAUCCAUCGACAGCCAGGCUUAGUGGCCCACAACCUCCAACUUCUGGUGCUCCACCUACCUCACCUAAUAGUAAUAGUUUUAGUACCUCAGAAUAUCCAAGUGGUUUUCAUCAAAAUGCCAUCUUUUCUCAGUCCAACCAUGAACCUAAUGUUAGUUCAUGUAUGAAUCAUUCUAAUGCACAAAGUGGGCCACCUCUUUAUGACAACAAUAUGAGUAAUGCUCCGACUGCUCAUUCGAUGGAGAUUAACACAUCUAUCAGUGGUGGCUGGGGUUCUCCCAGUUGUUCUACACCAUCUGAUGUGGUUCAAGGUCUCAUGGGGACUAUAUUGCGUGCCUUGCACACACUAAAAUCUGAUAAAAUAGCUCCUACAGAAGCAAAUAUAUCUGAUUGCAUUCAUUAUGGGGAGAUCAAUAUGCCAAACUUUGAUGUUAGGAUUGCCCUGAACCAUGCGGUUGAAUAUCAGAUGGUUGUGACUUACAAGCUUGGAAGCAACCUGCCGUUCUAUAUUGCAAAAAAUGCUAAAAUAUGGAAGUGUGUAAACGUUAUGGAUACAAAUGUUAAUCAUCCAAAAGCAAUUUGGGAUGCAAUAUUGGUAUUUCUGUCUCAAUCUGAUGGCCACCAUGCCAUCAUGACAUCACAAUGCAGGUACCAAGCAGCAGUUGCAUUAAAAAGGUCAUGUUUGAAAAAUCUUGUUGUGGGAGAUGUGCUUCAGAUUUUGCAUGCUGUGAUUAAUGUGAAGAAGUGGAUUAUCCCUCAUUCUUCAGGCUGGCAUCCAUUGUCUAUAAAUUUACCUGUAACAGAAAGUUCGGAGUUAGGUUCUUCCAAUCCAUGAUAUCAUCCUUAGCAAAGAAUCUGAAGAUAAUCUACAGCAGAGGAAAUUGUGGGUUAUCUGGGAUUUUCUAACUUAGAAAAUUUAAAAGACUUUAUUCUGCGUAAGAUGGCGGCGACCAUGAAUUAUAUUACACUGGAUUCUCCUUAUCAGUGACAGUAUUAGAAGUAGAACUGAAUUAUCUGGUCUUCAUGCAAAGAUUGGUAAUGUUUCACAGACAUUAGGCCUCUCUGGAGGGCCAUUCUUGGGUCCUCCUUUUUUGCUUUAGGCUGAAUGGAGUGCUUCACAGACUGGUUUGUUUUCUAGAGGAUUGUUAAGUUACUCUGGAAGAAUGUUUCGAUUUCUUUUGAUUGAACUGUGUUUAAGAGCUAGUUAUCAGAUGCCGGGUGAAUGAGUACCGUAUUUCUCAUGUUGGUUGUUUCUUCCUGCUUAAUGAUGAGUACACACGCGCAUGCUUCUGGCCAUAUUUAGAAGCUUGAUAAGGUAAUACCUGAAGAAUUUAUAAGAAUGAUCGGAAGUCUUAAAUAGAAGGAGAAUGAUGCUUACUACCAAGUAUCCUUUGAUGAAACUGUUUGGUUUAUUCGAACUCUGUUCAGUGCUUAUGCAUCACUAGGAACAAAUUGGCUGAAACUAUCAUCAGAUCUGAUAAUGAUGAUGGCUGGUUAGCUUUUAUUCAUUUCUUCGUCCCACCAGAUGAUUAUCCGGCUCUUGUACUUCGGCUUAGAUACGAAAUGCAGGUUAUGCUAGAUGCUAGUCAAUAUGUGCAGUGUGAUAUUUGUAUCUGAACUAAAACUAUGUUGCUGUUUCUCUUUAAACCAAAGACUUGUGAAAAUAGUCCUCUUGUUUGUAUUGUAUUGUGAUUCAUCUUAUUAUGCAGCUUAUAUGUAUA